This is a messenger RNA of Rhodamnia argentea, 1076 nucleotides long. RefSeq names its product protein BIC1-like. Bases 422 to 943 code for a protein of 173 amino acids. The record is from RefSeq and is a predicted model, not a curated record. Lineage: Eukaryota; Viridiplantae; Streptophyta; Magnoliopsida; Myrtales; Myrtaceae. The transcript has a single exon. Gene Ontology annotation, biological process: blue light signaling pathway.
AAAUACUAGAACCUCAUUGGCCUAUCCCCAAGAAUGACAUUCAUCAAAAUCAACAUCAACCUCACAUAAUAACUUGAGAAAAGCAAGAACUCAUAUCAACCUCACAACUAUUCCCAAUGUCCUUCCCUCUAGUACAUCAAGGACUUGAAAGAAAGCCACACAAUAAUGGAAUUCAAUCCGGAAAAAGACACGUACACUUGUCACAUACCAUUAAAAGAAGAGGGACCCAAUUGGAUGACGUGUCGGCUACUGUCUCACCCAUUUGUCGUUCCUCUUAUUCCCCCACACACGCACUCGGCCCUUGCCAAUCUUCUCAAGCACGAAGGCGAUAACAGCAGGGAUCGAUCAAGAAGUGGAGAAGAGCAAGACCUCGCAAGAAUCAAGAAGCACAUACACUAGCCACUCUUUCAUUCACUCCCACAUGAGGAAAGAAGGCGGCGAAAUGGGUGCCCAGGAAGGUUCCGGUUCGGGUCAGUUGGACGCAUCAAUCCCCUCUUCUCCCGCAGAGACCCGCCAGUGUGAUGGUGAACCGGAGACCCUUCAGGGGAAUGGCCCUGAGGGUGACUCUCGUGAAAAUGAGGGGCGGAGUGGGCGGCGUUCAUCACCGGCAGCUCCUGGGGAGACCAAGAACGAUGGAGACGGAAGCGUACGGCCACAAGCACUGACCGACCACUCCUCGGGCCUGGACGAUUCGAAAGGAGGAGGGAAGGAAGAUAAAGGAAUGAAUGGGCGCGAGAGGCUGAAGAGGCAUCGGGUCGAAGCCGCGGGUCGGGCUUGGAUCCCGGACAUAUGGGGUCAUGAGGAGCUGCUGAAGGAUUGGGUGGAUUGCUCGGCGUUCGAGGCUUCGUUCGUGCCCGCCAAAAUCAUGUUGGCUAAGGCUGCUUUGGUUGGAGAGGGAAGAAGAGCUAGUUCCAGUGGAAUGAGAAUAGAAAACAGGUGCUGAAUGAAUCACUCCUAUUUUUUUUUUUUUUUGGCUCUGGUCUGUCUUGCUUUAAGAUUUGGAGUUGAGACGAGACGUACAAUUGUAAUGGCUCUGCAAUUAACCAUGGGAAAUGUGUCCAUUCCGACGCCCAUCU